This is a messenger RNA of Motacilla alba alba, 1672 nucleotides long. RefSeq names its product UDP-glucuronosyltransferase 1A1-like. The record is from RefSeq and is a predicted model, not a curated record. Gene Ontology annotation, molecular function: UDP-glycosyltransferase activity. The transcript has a single exon. Lineage: Eukaryota; Metazoa; Chordata; Aves; Passeriformes; Motacillidae. Bases 575 to 1612 code for a protein of 345 amino acids.
GGUGUAAUCCCUAAUUAGCAAAUUGUUGUAGUUGGGUCUGGUGUUUACUGAGAAAUGCACCUCAGGCUUCUCUCCUAGUUUUCUCACAACCUCUUUCUUUGCCGGUGAAUUUUUGUGCUUCUUCACCCGGGUCUUUCCAAAGCUGGGCACAGGAGGAAGGUGGCAGGCCGGGGGGUCUCAGGCUGAGAAGCAGCCCCUCUGUUUGCUGGCAGAUCUAGCAAAACUUUGCCUUGGUGAUGAUGGCUGAGUGAGGCACAACAGCAAAUUCCAGAGGGCUCAGGGGGCUACAGUGCCUUGUCAGGUGGCAUCCAAAUGUGACAAAAGUGCCAAAGGUUUUGUUAUAAAACAUGAGGCUUAUCUGGUGCAUCCCCACAUUUAUCAGCUGCCUGAACUCUGCUGCUGGUUAUGCAGCCUUUUAUCACAUCUGUGAUUACACAUUUACCACACAGCAGAUAAAGCAAGGAUACAAAGUGGGGCUGUGGCACAGAUUGCUUAGAAGCGCGGGGCGAGCGCCGCAGCUCCUGUGCUGCCGUGGGUUUCCUUCCCUGGAAGCACUCAUCUGAUCCCUGCAGGAAUGGCCCCGGGGCUCAGUGCUUCUCCACCAGUUGUGCUUCUGCUCCUGUCCCUGCUGGGUCUGGCUGCUGCUGGGAAGCUCCUGGUGGUGCCGGUGGACGGGAGCCACUGGCUGAGCAUGCGGGAAUUGCUGGACAUGCUCCAGCAGAAGGGACACGAGGUGGUCGUGGUGGCACCUGAAGUCUCCCUACAAAUCAAACCAUCCAAGACCUUUGCGAUGAAAAUGUACCCGGUUCCCUUCACUCAGGAAGAGCUGGAUUCAGUUUUCAAAGGGUCAGUAAUGGAUUUAUUUAAAGGAGGAUCCUUUCUGGACAGAGUUAUUAGACAGUACCAACAGGCAAAGAAGACCUCUGCUCUGUUCCUGGCCACCUGCUCACACUUAAUUCACAACAAGGAGCUCAUCAGGUACCUUGAGGAGAGCAAGUUUGAUGCCGUCCUCACAGAUCCUGUUCUGCCCUGUGGGGCAAUCCUGGCCGAGUAUCUUUCCCUACCUUCCGUCUAUUUCCUGCAGCAAGUUCCAUGUGGUUUGGAGUAUCAAGCCACCCAGUGCCCCAAUCCCCCUUCCUAUGUUCCCAGAGUAUUUACAGACCUUACAGACCACAUGACCUUUCUCCAGCGGGUGAAGAACAUGCUCUAUGACAUCCCAAACUUUUUCAUCUGCGAUGUCGUCUUCCAACCUUAUGCAGAACUGGCUUCGGAGUUGCUGAAGCGGGAGGUGACCGUGCCGGAUCUCCUGCGCCAGGCUUCCAUUUGGCUCAUGAAGCUGGACUUUGUCUUGCACUUCCCCAAACCCUUGAUGCCCAACAUGGUUUUGAUUAGUGGAGUAAAUUGUGCUUACAAGAAGCUAAGUCAGGUGGGUCCCGCUCUGUUUUCUCUUGCUGUUCCUGCAGGCUUUGGAAAUCUCGGGGAAGCUGAAACUCAACUUUCGUUAGAAGGGAGGAUUUCAAACCAGUCCUGCUUUGCAGGGAGGUGCUGGUUCUGGUAUCUGGGAAGGGCUAUCAGAGUAGAAAGGUGGAGAGAGUGUUGUAUAUGGAAUUAGCUCUGGUAGAAUCCCCAUUGGCUCUGUGCCCCGUGCUCUAAGGCAGCUUUGGAUUGGAAU